Molecule: messenger RNA, 3402 nt
Organism: Pseudo-nitzschia multistriata
Lineage: Eukaryota; Bacillariophyta; Bacillariophyceae; Bacillariales; Bacillariaceae
Source: the annotation of a GenBank genome assembly
UAGAAAAUGAAUUCGACAUGGUGAAACGUUAUUAAGAUUGAGUGACUUUAUCGUGGAACCUUUUGAGGAAUUUGAUAGUUCAAGAUGCCGAAGAAAAAGAAAAAGAGCCGUGCAUCCAAUGAAGUGUCUACUGGCACACCGUCUUCCUCGCGUAAAAAAAAGCCACCGACAACGCCAUCCUCGGCAUCGAAGCCAGUGGUGAUAUCGGAUAUCAUCUCUGUGAGAUUGUUGACAACAUCGUCUUCCUCUUCGACGGGCGGGAGAAAAUCGACGAAAUACGUCCCUACAGUUGCUCUUCACGAAACAGACGCGAACAAAAUUGAUGUCUAUGCAGGCGAUAAAGUCUUCGUUAUUUCCACGGUUGAUUCAAAUCCCCGUCGAAUAAAAUCGGUAGCUAUAACCAGAGUUAGAAUCAUAGACAGCAAUGUCGAUCGUGCAAACACUUCGAGGGCAUCGUUAUAUGGUAAUAGUGGCAGCGUGAAAGGCAAUAAUCACAAGAAAAACAAACUGACUCCGGGAAACUGCUAUAUUUCUCCCUCAUCGCUGGCGGAAUCAUUAUCCUGCCCUGAUGGAGACGAGACAAGAGCUACUUGUACUAAACUUUUCAAAACACCGGUAUCUUCCGAUCUGCAUUCUACAAGUACAUUGCCAACAGUGCCGAAGACUCCUUCACCCAAAUCAACACCUUCAUCGUCUUCACAGAGCAAAUUUUCCUUCGCAAAAGGUGGCGGAGGCGACCAAUUGAUAUCACCGCCACCUGCAAAGCCAACUCCUUCUUCUUCGAAGAGCAAAUUUUCUUUCGCACAAGGAGGUGGAGGUGAUCGAUUGAUAUCACCAUCACCAACGACGCAACCAUCUACGUCGUCCUCGAAAGGUAGAUUCUCCUUUGCUCAUGGAGGUGGAGGCGAUCAAUUGAUAUCACCAAAAGCCACCCCAUCCACACCAUCGACUCCGUCAUCGAUCAAGUCAAGGGCGGUUCCUGAAAGAACUAUACUGCAAAUCGUUCCCUUGGAUUCGGAUAUGGGCGACAUUUUAGCGUCAAUGUUUUGCAGGAGCGCAAAGACUGUAUCGGUGCGACGACAUUCAGAUACAGGAGAACCAGAAUCAGAAUCACCAUGGACAAUAGGAGGGCCUCUUCAUCAACGUCUAGUCAUAGCUCAUCUAGCCGGUGAAUACCUUGCACAGGAGGCAUUAUUUUCUGUGUCCAUCAGAGGUCAAACUAUCAAAUGCAAAUUAGAUGCAGCAAGCUACGAAAUUACCAAAAAAGAAGACAAAGCAUUGAUAGAAGCUAUGGGAAAACUUUCGAUUGAUCAAGACGCCGGAAUAAGUAACUUAGCUAUUGAGCCGCCCAUCUCCUUGAGUAAUGAACUCGAAAAGUCUUUGCAAUCGAACCUUGCCCAACUGAAUGAUACACAAAUCGAAAAAAUGUUGCUUUUUGAGAUCAGUUCUGACACGAUUGUCGUGUUCGAUAAAGACAACUGCGUCAAUACCUCGAAAACGACAGCAAUUGUAAACCCGAAUUCUAAUUUACCUGAAAUGGUUGUGCCCAAACCGAUGGUUGYGGGUUUAGAUGAUACAAUAAAACAAGUUGUAUCUGCACUUGAGACGCCGCUAUUGCACCCUAAACGUUUUCAUGGCUCCACCGGUAGCUUAAAGGCUCCAAAAGGCAUUCUGUUGCACGGCCCAAGUGGAAUAGGAAAGUCUUCAGUGGCUUUGCAAGUGGGGCAGAGCUUCGAAUCCAGUGGUGUAUAUCACGUAGAACGGAUCCAUUGCACUACCCUCCAAACGCAAACGGCAUUUGUCGGUCAGGCCGAAGCUCGUUUAGUAAAACUUUUUUCGAAUGCACAAAAACCAAGACCCGGGAAGAAGGGAUGUUUGUUGAUUCUGGACGAUAUUCAUCUCAUUUGCCCAAGAAGGGAAGGGAUUGACCUCGGAGCGGAUCGUCUAACAUCGACACUUCUUGCACUGUUGGACGGCAUGAAAAGUAGUGAACCUACCCCUUCAGAUAAAUUCUAUCCUACAGUAAUCCUUGCGAUUACGACCAAUCCGGGAGCGCUUGAUGCGGCGUUGAGACGCCCAGGCCGACUGGAUUCCGAAAUUGAAGUACCAAUACCAGACGAACCGUCGACUCGAUUGAAAAUUCUCAAGUUUCAUCUAGAGUCACUCGGCACUGAAACAAAUUUCUGUGAUUCUGAAUGGUUGUCCUUAGCUCGUCUUGCCAAAGGCUUCACGGGCGCCGAUCUAAAGCUUGCUACGAAAGAAGCUCUUCGAAAGGUCUUGAUGCUAUCUGAGGGAAAAAGAAAGAUCACGAUGACAGUAAUGAAGAAAGCUAUUCUUUCUACCAAACCCUCUGCGAUCAAGUCAGUCACAGUCGAAGUUCCAUCUGUACCAUGGACGUCAAUCGGUGGCAUGGAGGAAGUAAAACGACAACUCAGGGAUGCGAUAGAGCUCCCACUGACUCAUGGUGCAACAUUCCAACGACUUGGUAUUCGACCACCACGAGGAGUUCUAUUGUAUGGUCCUCCAGGGUGUUCAAAGACUCUUAUGGCAAGAGCCUUAGCAACAGAAGGGCAUAUGAACUUUCUUGCUGUCAAGGGGCCUGAACUUCUAAGUAAAUGGCUCGGAGAAAGUGAGAGGGCGUUAGCAGCAUUAUUCCGAAGGGCACGACUAGCCAGCCCUGCUAUCAUUUUCUUUGAUGAAGUAGAUGCAAUUGCUUCAAAACGUGGAGGAAGUUCAAACGGCGGGGGCGAAAGACUGCUGUCUCAACUCUUGACCGAGCUAGAUGGAAUCCAGCAAAGCAAGGAUGCAUCAGGAAGAGAAGGACGAGUCGUAAUCGUAUGUGCCACCAACCGUCCAGAUCUACUUGAUGGUGCACUAAUGAGACCAGGUAGAAUUGAUCGCAUGAUACAUGUAGGUGUGCCAGAUGAGAAAAGUAGGGAGAAAAUAUUGGAAAUUGGUCUCAAGAAGUCAUCAGCAUGGGAAAUCGAUGUAAGUGUCAAAAUCCAGGGUCCUAUGUAGUGUUUUCACAAAAUGAAUAAAAUGGCUCACCUAUUUCUCUCUCAUGAAAACAUUUCAUAGAUUGCAAGUUUGGCCAAAGAUGAAAUUAGUGGGGGACUGUCCGGGGCGGAGAUCAUUGGGGCGUGUCGUGAUGCUGCACUAAAGGCCAUGGAGGACUUCGAAGAGAACGAAGGUGGCUCGACCGACCCAGUGAUUACAACAGAACAUGUAUUGACCACACUCACAAGCAUGGAACGCCAGAUCACACCUGAGAACCUUGAGUUCUACGCAUCAUUCCAAGGAAAUCCUGUAAGGCACUAAGGAUCCCAUAGAACACGUAAUUGUACGAUAUAGUAUCCAAAUCAACCUCCUCUAACGUACAGAAAAUAAUAGGGGAAUGAGGCU